UUUGUUUUCCCAUCAAACGGAACCAAUUUUCCGACACUCUCAUUGGCUGGCUAUUGGCGCUCCGACAUGUUUUCUUUAGCUCGCUCGAGGGAAAUCACAGGCUACAUUUCUCGUGGUGCAUUCUGCAGACUGACUUGCAGAUACCACUGAGAGCGUUCCUCAUGGCAUGCACCGUGCACACCCGCUGCCAGAUCAUCCUGAAUUCUCGAUCAUAGAAUAUCCCACUUGUCGCGAGUUUCGCGUAGAGAACUGGCGACUGGCUCGAGAUGGUUCUCGGGGCAUAAUCAAGGCAGCCAAAUGGUCCUGGUUUGAUACAUUGCUUCCUGUCGUCCUCGCGGUUGUAUGGCCUCAGAUAUCUAGCAGCAGGGUUGCUGUAUGUCUAUGUGCGGCUCUGACUGCCUUGUAUGUGUAUUCUAAGUGCACUACAGUCCUCUGGGAAUCAGUUAUUGCGAUACCCUCACUCGGGGUUCAGCUGGAGACCCAUCGAGGCCUGCCCGGCUUACCUCUCUUCUGUUCCCGUUAUUUCAUACCCUUAGCCUUCCUUCAGGACUUCAUCAUAAAUGAAGGACUCCGUAGAUGGAACGUCCGAUACUACCUCGCCGCCAUCAAAAAGCAAGAUCAAGAGAUCAGUCUCCAUAUUGCCUACGAGAAUAUCUUGCCUUACUUUGCGGUACUUUUAGAAGUUUACCAUGGUGUGCAUGAGGUCAUGUUCGAGCAUGACAUCCUUCAAAAACCAGACGACGCUACAGCCUAAAUAUCAUUAUUCCACAUGGACAUAGAGUGUGACUGGAGCUCUUUCCGAAAAAAACAAAGCAUAUGCACAAGUAAGAAU
Somion occarium is the source of this 832-nucleotide messenger RNA. Lineage: Eukaryota; Fungi; Basidiomycota; Agaricomycetes; Polyporales; Cerrenaceae. The record is from the annotation of a GenBank genome assembly.